CCACGUGAGGGCGGCAGCCAAUGGCUGCUGCUCCUGCCAAAGUUGCCCUGCUCCUUCCUGGUGAUGGAUCACCCUGGCUGUGGCAUUUAAAUUCCGAGCGCUCCUCCAUCAAGGUGACGCGCAGCCACCACCACCUCCCUCUCUCCCUCCCUCUCUCCCUCUUUCCUUCUCUCUCUCCACACCCCCCAUCUCCUCCCCCAUCCCCAGUCAGCGCGUUGGGGUUUGAGAGCCGGGCCGGAGAGGCAGUGCGCGCCCAGGCGCUCAGCCUGAAGCAGCAGCAAGCACAGAGCCGCCGCCGGAGGGGGCUGCUCCUGCAUGGAUUUACGAAGGGACAGCCUUGGCUUGGCAGAAAGCGUUUGAUUUAUGACUUUAGGAAGAAUUGCAUCCAGUCCUUCCAGCUAUUACCCACGCAGCUCAGCGCCACCCCACUUAGAGGGGGUUUGCAAAACAGGGAAGCCAACGGCGACCACAACAAACGCGCGCAGAGGAGAGCAACCGGGAAACCCGCGCCUGCAAAGAUCUGGGGAAGUUUCUUUUCUCGGGGCCUUCGGACAGCUGGGAAAUCCAUCAAACGCCUUCCUUUCUCAGCUCUGGCUCCCCACACCACCAUCCCUCCCCCCCCUUUCCAAGGCACGGGUCGCAAAAGAAAUAGUUAAAAAUAGCGUUCAAUAGUAGAAACCAGUAUACCCUUCUGUCGAUUUCUGGCUGUUUAUGCAGCAAGGCUUGCUGUAGUGCUUUUUGUUUCCACUUGCAAAUAAUAUGAUAUAUUCUGCCUAUACUACAAUAUCAGUUAAAACGUAGAAGAGAAUUUUUAUAUAAUGUUACGAUAUAUUCAACCUAUACUAUAGUAAAACGUUUGAGAUAGCACAGAAACAUUUUAACUUGUGCUUCUAAUGUCUUAUGUGCAUUCAAGGGGGGGGAAUAUAUUUUUAUGUAAGUUUUGGUGUUAUUUUAGGUUUCUUUUUUUCUCUCUCCCUCAUUUGAAUAUUGAGAACUUUGGAAAUCCAUCAUUUACCGCUGGCUUCCCCCCUAAUAAAUAUAUUUCUAACGAAAAAGGA
Molecule: messenger RNA, 1058 nt
Organism: Lacerta agilis (Sand lizard)
Lineage: Eukaryota; Metazoa; Chordata; Lepidosauria; Squamata; Lacertidae
Exons: 3
Coding region: 21-656 (211 amino acids)
Source: RefSeq, a predicted model, not a curated record